Molecule: messenger RNA, 2482 nt
Organism: Candidula unifasciata
Lineage: Eukaryota; Metazoa; Mollusca; Gastropoda; Stylommatophora; Geomitridae
Source: the annotation of a GenBank genome assembly
AUGGCCUCCGAUUCUCUGAGGUCCAUGUACAAAGUGAAACUUCGAGAGGAGAAUACGACUUCGAGCAGACGAACAUCGCGAGGACUAGAAAGGAAGAAACAUCGCGAGGAUGAAGUCAACAAACGGCGGCUGUUGUCCAGCGACAUGUCCCCAGUGUUGGAAGAUAACAUGGAUGGAUCACACCACCGCAGCCAGGAUAAGCACAGCAAACUUGUGACCCAUGAGAAAGUUUCCACAAGACUGGAGCGACUGAAGCAAUGGCGAGAAGAGAAGCAGCGCAAAACUCAGCAACAGAAGAAAGGUAGCCAGAAGCCAGUUUUCAGAGUUUCUCCCUUGAAGCACAUUGAGGAAUCAAAUUUAUACAGGAGGUCAGCAGCACAGGAGGUCUCAGCCACAGUUGUCAGCUCCAGCAGGCAGCAGGUGAAGGCUCAACCUAAAGCUGUCAAAUCUGCAGGCAGUUCAGCUGUCACAGCUGACAGAAAGUCUCCCAAACACCAGCCAGCAAAGGCAGCAUCCACUAGACCCAGAAAGGCUGCAGCUGUGCAGCAGGAUAGAGUAACUGGUUCCACCCAGGCUCAACCUGCACCUGUUUCACAGCAAGGCACCAGGAGUCAGGCUGCCUCCAAGCAACACCAGAGGGGAAAGACAGCUGACCUGGCCUCCAAGCUGCACCAGAGGGGAAAGACAGCUGACCUGGCCUCCAAGCUGACAGUGUCUGCAGCAGCUAAAGCUAAGUCAAAUACAGACCAACCAAAAGCAUUUUUGAGAGCAAACUCACGAGUGACCAGAGCAAGCGCACACAAUCAAGCAGUUGAAUUGCACCUUUCAGAUUCAGCAGUAUCCACUCCAAAGCACUCUACUCCGGCUGCCCGGCGAAGUGUUCGCGGGAAUAAAGCACCAGCAAGCACUAGGAAACAGACCGUUGAGAAUUUGCUGAAAACUGCAGGUAGAGUGACUGACAAGUCUGCAGACGUCUCAGCCAUGGGUGUUGCUGAAGAGGCCAGUGACAAACAGCUACAUGGACCUCUCCUGUCCCAAGAUGCUGUACAUGGACAGAGGUGGAGGUUGUCAGCUGAGAUUAAUCACAAGAAGGGAAGCAAAGGCCACAUAGAAGAUGUAGACAUCACCAUGGGGUCUACAGAAACGCAAGUGGUCAGUGUUCUGGAGAUGUCCAACAAGGAGAAUGUUGCUUGCCCCCAGAGCCAGUCUCAGUGCCUAACCCCAUCAAGGAACAGAGAGACAUAUGCAGAUGUGUCAGUCAGUAGAAGGAAAUCACCAGGAGGUAGCCAGCAUUUGGCUUCCACAAUUAGUGUACAAGUGAUUUCAACUGCCCAGCAAUCCAAGAGGUCUGUGACAGGGAGCAGGCCACAGGGAGAAGUUGAUGCAGGCCUGGCUCUUGAGGUCAGAGGUGAUGCUAGUACACAGCUGCCUGAUGAUGGCACUGCUCUACCACAGUCACACAAGAAACAGUUCAACUCGGCUGUAGCCAAGCGCAGAAGUGUGCGCAUUGCUUCGUUGGCUUUCUGCAGUCCAGCUCAUUCACAUCCUGAAGAUGAACUUGUGACCACUAAAUACCGCAAAACUCCAGCAGUCAAACGCCGGCCAAGUGCUGCAGCACCUCUGACAGAAAACAGUGACAAAUCCACAUUUGUCUCUGUCAGCAACGAAGAGGCCUGUCACUUGAUGGGGGAGAACAUUGUUAGCAAGACUGACACAUCGGCCACUGCCACCAGUCCACUCAAAAAGUAUCCUAAAGUUACUGCUGAUGAUCCCAGCGCAGUCUAUGAGGUGAGGAAACCUGGUCAAUCUGAGGCUUCCGUGCGUGCUCUUCAAGAACUGGCUGUCAGGAAGCGGGAAGGAGAGGCUAGUUUUAUUGAGGUGGCAUUGGAUGACAGUACAGAUGCAGACGCUUCAGUCAGCACAAAGUCUGUACCAGCCCUGGCGGAAGCUUCGGGGGACAAGGAUAUCAGUUCUGUCACUGCUGCUGCAAAAGAAGAUAAUCAGAGCACUCAGCCUUUCACACCAAGAUCUCAUGAGAUGACCACAUUAGAGGAUGGCCGUAGAACCUCUGAAACUCCAUCUCUGACCCCCAGGUCUAGCAGGAGCAGAGGUCUGUCCAUGAGUGGCUUGUCUUCCUUCAAAACUCCUGGUCAACCUGUGUCCACCACCAGAUCUAGGGUUGGGAGCCGGCGCCGUGAGACAGUUACGAGUACAGCCUUGAAGUCUCCAGAAGAAAUGAUUGAGAUACUCAAGAACAGUCCCAUGAUUGAAUUAACCAGGAGAAGGAGCCGCCAUGUACGACUAUCUUCAGGGAAUCAUCUCAUACCAGUUGUUGAGAACACACCCAUAGAUCAGGGAAUCAUCUCACAACAUGGAGUGCAGAACUUCCGCCAGCUGCUGCUGACAGAGAGAGCCAAGUUACAGCAGUUGUGUGAGGCCUGGACUCAAGUCAGCACUGGUUCACUUGACUUAGCUGAGGAUG